Prorocentrum cordatum is the source of this 1257-nucleotide messenger RNA. The record is from the annotation of a GenBank genome assembly. Lineage: Eukaryota; Dinophyceae; Prorocentrales; Prorocentraceae.
AUGAAGCAGACCACCCCGAUCAUCUCGGGUGGCAUGAACGCACUGCGGCUGCCUGCGUUCUUCGAGAACCUGGGGCACUCCAACGUGAUCCUGACGGCCGGCGGUGGGGCGUUCGGGCACAAGGACGGGCCGAAGCAGGGCGCGAUCUCGUGCGCCCAGGGCGAGGAGUCGUGGAAGUUGUGGAAGGCAGGCACCUACGGCGACGUGAGCCUGUCGGACGGCGUCGUCGAGUACGCGAAGACGCACGAGGAGCUCAAGGGCGCUUUCCUGACCUUCCAGAAGGACGCGGACCAGAUCUACCCGGGCUGGAAGGAGAAGCUCGGCUACACCGGCGAGUCCUCCGUCCAGGCCGCCAGCUUCAACUGGCAGAAGAAGGAUUUGGCCGCGGCGUUCGUUGGCGCCAGCACGACUCGCAAAGCCAGCUCCGUGGCCCGCCGUGCCUUGGACCAGUCGAGCCGCUACGCGGACCUCUCGCUGACGGAGGAGGACCUGAUCAAGAACGGCCAGCACGUGCUCGUGGCCUACAUCAUGAAGCCCAAGGCGGGUUACGACUACCUGGCCACGGCGGCGCACUUCGCGGCGGAGUCCUCCACUGGCACGAAUGUGAACGUGUGCACCACUGACGACUUCACUAAGACUGUGGAUGCGCUCGUUUACUACAUCGACCCGGAGAACGAAGAGAUGAAGAUCGCCUACCCGACGGCCUUGUUCGACCGCAACAUCACCGACGGCCGCGCCAUGAUGUGCUCCGUGCUGACUCUCAGCAUCGGAAACAACCAGGGUAUGGGUGACGUCGACUACGGCAAGAUCUACGACAUCUACUUCCCGCCGCAGUAUCUGCGCCUGUUCGACGGGCCGUCUUGCUGCGUGAUCGACAUGUGGCGCAUCCUGGGCCGCGGCACGGUCGGCGGUGGCCUGGUGGUCGGCACCAUCAUUAAGCCCAAGCUCGGCUUGCAGCCGAAGCCCUUCGGCCAGGCGUGCUAUGGCUUCUGGCAGGGCGGCGACUUCAUCAAGAACGACGAGCCGCAGGGCAACCAGACGUUUUGCCAAAUGAACGAGUGCAUCCCCGAAGUCGUGAAGGCCAUGCGUGCGGCCCAGGAGGAAACGGGCCAGGGCAAGCUGUUCUCCGCCAACAUCACGGCGGACGACCCGAACGAGAUGAUCGCGCGUGCCAAGUACAUCCUGAAUCAGAUGGGCCCGAUGGCGGAGAAUUGCGCCUUUUUGGUCGACGGUACGUGGCUGGCGGCACUGCGGUGA